This is a messenger RNA of Vollenhovia emeryi, 1654 nucleotides long. RefSeq names its product splicing factor 3B subunit 4 (gene Spx). NCBI's taxonomy places the organism in Eukaryota, Metazoa, Arthropoda, Insecta, Hymenoptera, Formicidae. The transcript is spliced from 4 exons. The coding region runs from base 214 to 1449 and encodes 411 amino acids. Gene Ontology annotation, cellular component: U12-type spliceosomal complex; nucleolus. Gene Ontology annotation, biological process: positive regulation of mRNA splicing, via spliceosome. Gene Ontology annotation, molecular function: RNA binding. The record is from RefSeq and is a predicted model, not a curated record.
AGUUUUGGAACGCAAUAACGGAACGCUUCCGUUUGCUUCGAGUCUCGGGAAUCGGGAAAUGCACUCGUGAAUUCCUCAUGUCUCUUUCGUCAGAUAACAAUUGUGAUUGAUGUACAACUUGUACAACUAGUUGGAUAUAUUUUUCUAUCUGUCGUGAAUAUUUUCUAAAGGAGAGCCAUUGAUCUGUCAGUAAUUUUCAAGUAGAAAUUCAUUAUGGCAGCCGGUCCAAUUGCCGAACGUAACCAAGAUGCAACAAUAUACGUUGGAGGUUUGGAUGACAAAGUCACGGAAUCUCUUAUGUGGGAAUUAUUUGUUCAAUCAGGCCCUGUUGUCAACGUACACAUGCCGAAAGAUAGAGUAACUCAAAUGCAUCAAGGAUAUGGUUUCGUUGAGUUUAUGGGAGAGGAAGAUGCAGAUUAUGCUAUUAAAAUCAUGAAUAUGAUUAAACUGUAUGGCAAACCUAUUCGUGUAAACAAGGCUAGCGCACACCAAAAGAACUUGGACGUUGGAGCAAAUAUAUUUAUAGGAAAUCUCGAUCCAGAAGUAGAUGAAAAAUUAUUAUACGACACAUUCAGUGCAUUUGGCGUGAUUUUGCAAACACCAAAGAUAAUGAGGGAUCCCGAGACAGGUAACUCCAAGGGCUUCGCUUUCAUUAAUUUUGCCUCUUUCGAUGCCUCGGAUGCCAGUAUCGAAGCGAUGAACGGUCAGUAUUUAUGUAACCGGCCGAUCUCAGUGUCUUAUGCUUUCAAGCGCGACGCCAAGGGCGAGAGGCACGGCAGUGCCGCCGAAAGACUCUUGGCUGCGCAGAAUCCUCUGAGUCAAGCGGACAGGCCGCAUCAGUUAUUCGCGGAUGCGCCACCUCUGGCGCCGCCACCGAUGCCAAAUUCCAACGCAAACGCCCACCCAGCCGUGCAUCAUCCUCAGCAUCACGUGAUGCAUCAUGGAAUGGUGGUGCCACCGCCGCCGCCGCCAUCUACUCCUGGACCGCCAAUGGGCCAUCCACCUCCGCCGCCCGUACCACCGCCACCGUCCGGAGGAUUCCCACCGGCGAACAUCCCUCCGCCUCCUCUGCCACCGAUGUCUAUGGCAGCGCAUCCUCCUCUACCACCCGGUAUGCCACCGCCGUUGCCGCCUAUGCCCGUACCGGGUUCUCAGGCGCAGUCAGCCGCCUCCAGGAUGAUGGCGCCACCACCACCGCCGCACUGGGCCGUCGGGGCACCGCCGCAGGGACAAUUCCCACCGCCUCCGCCGCCGUCCAGCCAAGGCCCCCCGCAAUUUGGCCAGUAUCAGCCCUCGCCUCCAAGACCACCUCCGACUUGGCGGCAUCCGCCGCCGCCGCCUAUUUCACAGGGUGGCCCGCCGCCACCGCCGCCGCCUCAAUUCCGACCACCCUUCCCGCCAAGAGGACCGCCGCCGCCGCCGCCACCCCACGACAUCAAUCAAUAUUAAUUUACUUUUAAUAACAGCACUUUCCUAUUUAUAUCUAGUGUGUAAAUGAGUCGAUAACCAACCAUUCUUAUUUGUUUUAUAAUCGACAAGUACAUAUAUUAUUAUUCGAUCGUAUGUACGAUACAUUGGGAGAAAACUCUUGAUUGCUCCCAAGUAAACUUGUUCAAACUAUAGCGACUAAAUAUAUAACAAGAGAAUCGAGUAA